UGUAAACUUUGUCCACGAGCUCAGUCAGUUGGCGGCGGAGCGUUGAACGGUUGCUACUGCGUCUGUCUCUGUGCCGUAACGGGAGCCCCUCCGUUAAUCAUGUCCGACUAACGGUUUCAUUCGGUAAUUUCGGUGAAGCGAGAGAUAAAUUGAAUCCCGGAGAAAAGCCGGUUGGAGAAAUGGAGGCUGUGAGCAAGUGGACCCCGCAACAAGUGGUGGACUGGAUCCGAGGGCUGGACGACAGCCUGCAGCCGUACAUCCCGUCCUUCCAGCGGCAGCAGGUGGACGGGGAGAAGCUGCUCAGGAUGUCCCACCAGGAGCUGCUGUCUCUGGGCAUGGCGCGGGUCGGACACCAGGAGCUGUUGCUGGAGGCCGUGGAUCUGCUCUGCGCUCUGAACUACGGCGUGGAGAAGGACAACCUGAAGACUCUGGUGGGGAAGAUGAGAGCGGCGCACCACAACCUGAACAGCUCGGUGUCGCAGCGCAGGAAGAACCCGGCCUACCACUGCAAAAUCUCCCAUCAGCCCUCCAACGAGUUCCUGACCGCCGUGGUCGAGCUGAUCGGCGCCGCCAAGAGUCUGCUGGCCUGGCUGGACAGGACUCCGCUGACGAGCGCCAACGACUUCACCUCCACCAAAAGCCGAAUCAUCCAGCUGUGUCUGGAGCUCACCUCCACCGUGCAGAAGGACUGCACUGUUUAUGAGAUCGAGGAGAAGAUUCUGGAAGUGUCCCGAGCUCUGAACGCCGUCUGCGAGAAGACGGCCCAGGCGGCCUCGGACCCCUCCGCGAGCGGGUUGUCCUGUCUGGAGGAGGUGCACAUCACCAACAUCAAGCCUGGCGAGGGACUGGGUAUUUACAUAAAAUCCACCUACGACGGGCUUCACGUCAUCACAGGAACAACGGAGAAUUCUCCUGCAGAUAAAACUCAGAGGAUUCAUGCUGGAGAUGAAGUGGUUCAGGUCAACAAACAGACCGUGGUGGGCUGGCAGUUGAAGCACCUGGUGGAGAAGCUGAGGGCGGAGUCUGGCGGCGUCGUCCUGGUGGUGAAGAAGAGGCCGUCGGGAACGAGUGGCUUCGCUCCCGCGCCGCUGAAAAACCUGCGCUGGAGGCCUCCGCUCAUACAGACCUCUCAGCGAGCUCCGGGUCUCCACAGAUCCCAACAGCCAGAAACAUCCGACCCUCCUGGGAAGAGAGGGACGACGGCCACAUUGGAUCUGUACGUCCCUCCUCCCCCUGCGGCCCCGUACGCACCGCUAGACGGGGACGUGAUCGUGUCUCCGGGUGUGAAAAUGAGGCCCAAGUCUCCGAACUCGUGUCUGGACGCAGACGUGCGGCGGCGCUCCGCCGUCGGCGACGACAAACGGACGUCCGUCAGGUCCCCCCCGCCUGAACACAACCAACCAAUCGCUGUGUGCCUUCGACAGCGCUCGUCUACACGCUGUAAACCUCGACCCGUCUCCAUGCCGGUGGAGUCGUUUUCAGGGGACCCGUCCUCCAGGCCCGGGGCUCGGGGAAGGAAAGGGCAGGACGUCCUGCACAGAUAUCUGAGCAACGAGGGUAUCAGCACCAUCACAGAGGAGGAGCCGUGUUUCCCUCUGCCGUACCGAGGACACCCGUCCAUCCGCGGCGUGGACCACAUCCGAGGCAGCCAGUGCUUCAUCAACGCCAACCUGCACAACAGCGCCACCAUCCCUUACCAGGAAGCCGCGUCCAAGAAGUCUGCUGCCUCCACCUCCCCCUCUGCUGCUGUUUCUCCCCCCGCGGCUGUAACCAAACAGUCCACUUCGCUGCUCGGAGGCUGGCUGGCUCGUCUCAGGCUGCUCAGCCACUGACGGAGUCUCAGCGGCCAUUUUUAUUAGAUAAAAUGCAUGAUCCUCAGGAUGUCUACAGGAAAAACAGAGGUUUUUAAAUGUCUGUUAGUUCAAGACCUUCAGCAAAUAAUUAGUCCAAUACGAACAGCUCAUGGAAAACCAACUUCUGGUACCAACCAAAGAUCUAAAAAGUCAACGCCAGAGCAAAGAAAUGCCACAGAGCAACAGUUGAUUGUUUUUCUACAUCGACCAGGACCAUUUUUAUUCAGUUUAUUGUCACCAUGAACUUCAUACUAGAGACUCCAUGUUGACACUUAAUUUUCCACUUAAAAUAAUUCAAAAUAGGAAAUUAGAAAAAUUCAAUUCAAGCUCUAAAGACAGCUCAACAGUAAUUAUGUAUUUCACUGUGGCUUUAAAUUAGUAUUACAUUAUCUACACCAGUUCUGAAUUUGAACCAGUUUCUUUUGUGUAUAUAAAAAACUGUGAAUUGGUUAACAAACACACGUUGCGACGUCGCUUUUUGAAUGCUGAAAACAAACUUUCUGUAACGCUGUUUGGACCUGCUGAGCUUCCAUACAGGAUGUCAAACUCAUGGAAAAACAAGUGGAAACAUUCAACUUGUGCAUGGAAACAGAAAAUAGUACAUACAGUACAGGCCAGUACAGGCCAAAAGUUUGGACACACCUUCUCAUUCAAUGCGUUUCCUUUUUAUUUUCAUGACUAUUUACAUUGUAGA
Perca fluviatilis (European perch) is the source of this 2547-nucleotide messenger RNA. It is a transcript of the gene cnksr3, whose product is annotated as cnksr family member 3. Gene Ontology annotation, biological process: regulation of signal transduction. The transcript is spliced from 13 exons. Gene Ontology annotation, cellular component: cytoplasm; membrane. The coding region runs from base 180 to 1832 and encodes 550 amino acids. NCBI's taxonomy places the organism in Eukaryota, Metazoa, Chordata, Actinopteri, Perciformes, Percidae. The record is from RefSeq and is a predicted model, not a curated record. Gene Ontology annotation, molecular function: protein binding.